Molecule: messenger RNA, 1041 nt
Organism: Salvia splendens (bonfire salvia)
Lineage: Eukaryota; Viridiplantae; Streptophyta; Magnoliopsida; Lamiales; Lamiaceae
Product: glycosyltransferase BC10
Exons: 2
Coding region: 16-1041 (341 amino acids)
Cellular component (GO): membrane
Molecular function (GO): glycosyltransferase activity
Source: RefSeq, a predicted model, not a curated record
AGUAUAAAAAAAUCGAUGUUUAACCCUCAAUUCCUUUUGCUAUUCCUCCUCUUCCUCUCCUUCCUCUUCAUCAUCCCUUCUCCCAAACACCUCCAAAUCUCCCUCCCCGACGAGCUCGACGACGUGGCCCUCUUCCGCCGCGCCACGCUCGCCGCCCUCGACGCCGUCUCCGCCAAAUCCAAAUCCAGCCCCAAGAUCGCCUUCCUCUUCCUCACCAACACCGACCUCCACUUCGCCCCGCUCUGGGAGGUCUUCUUCCGCGGCCACCGCCGUGCCCUCUACAACAUCUACGUCCACGCCGACCCCUCCGCCGCCGUCUCCCCUCCCGGCGGCGUCUUCGAUGGCCGCUUCAUCGCUGCCAAGAAGACCCAGCGCGCCUCCCCGACUCUCAUCUCAGCCGCCCGCCGCCUCCUCGCCACCGCCCUCCUCGACGACCCCGCCAAUUCCUAUUUCGCUCUUGUAUCUCAGCACUGCAUCCCCUUGCACUCCUUCACCUACAUGUACGAUUUCCUCUUCCGCCACCCUGUCCCCGGCGCGCGCCUGCCCUCGUCCCUCCCGCUCUACCGCAGCUUCAUCGAAGUCUCAUCCAUCAAGCCCAAGCUAUGGGACAGGUAUGCGGCUCGAGGGAAAGACGUGAUGCUGCCGGAGGUGCCGUUCAACCGGUUCCGGGCGGGGUCACAGUUCUUCACGGUGACACGGCAGCACGCGGAGGUGGUGGUGAGGGACCGGAGGCUGUGGAGGAAAUUUAAGCUGCCGUGCUACAAUAUGAACUCGUGCUACCCGGAGGAGCACUAUUUUCCGACGCUUCUGUCGAUGGAGGAUCCGGAUGGGUGCACCGGGUAUACGCUGACCCGGGUUAACUGGACCGGGAGCGUUGGCGGCCAUCCCCACACCUACAGAGCGGCGGAGGUGUCACCGCUGCUCAUCCACCAGCUGCGCCAAUCAAAUUCCACCACCUAUUCAUUCAUGUUUGCCCGCAAAUUCUCGCCGGAUUGCUUGCAGCCCUUACUACGUCUCGCUAACCUCAUCUUCGCCGACUGA